AUGGUCGUGCUCAUUAUUGGACAAUUGGAUAGCCCUAAUGAAUCAAAUGUAUCUUCAACAAAUUUCCAAAACACGCAGAACGUUCUAGCUGGGACAUCUUUCAAACUUCCAGAAGAAAAUUCUAAGCAUCGAUUUGGUCUGAAUCAUUUUGAAAAGUAUCAUUAUGAAAAUGAAAAACCUUCCACUACACAUACUAUACAUAUACCAUUUUAUAUGUACACAAAUAAAGAUUACUUUGGCUUCAAGAAAGAUGAAGUGAAAAUAGAUCCCCAUAGUAAAUUUACAUUAGUAUUGCCUCCAGGAUCAGAGUGUAAAGAGUAUCAACCUGAAGAACUUAAUAAUAUUGAAGAAGAUGUAACAGCCUGGGAUCAAGGAAAUAUGUGGCCUUUUACAUGUUACAGUCCAAGAAAUAGAAAUUGUUUAACAUGUUUCAAAGAUAUAUCUCCAGAAGAAUUACGAUGGGGUAUGAUUGAAGCUGAACGUUAUGGAACAGUACUUCCAUACGUAAGUAUUAUAUUUAUAAAUUUUUGUUUCAUUAAAUUAUUUCUUACAUUUUAAAUUAUUUUAAAAAUCAAAAUAUUAUUUAUUGACCAAAAACAU
Molecule: messenger RNA, 600 nt
Organism: Centruroides sculpturatus (bark scorpion)
Lineage: Eukaryota; Metazoa; Arthropoda; Arachnida; Scorpiones; Buthidae
Exons: 4
Coding region: 1-558 (185 amino acids)
Source: RefSeq, a predicted model, not a curated record